Linnemannia hyalina is the source of this 792-nucleotide messenger RNA. The record is from the annotation of a GenBank genome assembly. NCBI's taxonomy places the organism in Eukaryota, Fungi, Mortierellomycota, Mortierellomycetes, Mortierellales, Mortierellaceae.
AUGAUUAACGACGCAAACAACAUCGUCCUCGCAGUGAUGGGCGCCGUCGGAAACGGCAAAUCCUCGACACUCAAUUCGAUUAUCCAGGAGCCCUUGUUCCAGUCAGGACGCUCUAUCGGCCCUGUCACGCAACGAAUUGGUAGUUGCGUCCGCAACUGGAAGCUGCCCGAGGUUGGCCGCACUGUCCACAUUGUCGACACGCCAGGAAUGUGCGACUCCACCUAUAGGGAUGUUGAGAAUGUGCAUCUGAUGGUCGAAUUCUUCAAGACUCUCUCCCACGGUGUGAGCGCGUUUGUUCUUGUCUUCAACAUCCACAACACAAGAUUGGACGAGUACACGAAAAACAUGUUGAGGCUGUUUGAGAGACUGUUGGGACCCCAGUUCUGGAAGCACGUCGUGAUUGUGUUUACACAUGUGGACGAGGAUCAGCGGGAUUACCUGGAGGAAAACAUUGACGCGCUGACAGACCCCGCCGAGGGUUUUGUCCGUGUGAUCCACCAAUGGUUCCAGCUCCAGUACCAGCCCCCAAUAGUAUUCCUUUCCAACCGCGAUACCCGUUAUAGCCAAUAUGCGCGCGACUGCUUCAUGGAGCUCUACCAGGCGGUUGUCUCUGUCGAGGAAGGCGCACGCCGCGAAAAGUUUACCUGCACCUUUUUCCAGGAGGUCAACAACCGUGCAGGCGUCGUCCAGGACAACUUUAUUGUGCAGAGCAUUCGUUCUGCGACUGCUGCGAUUCCACAGAUGAUCCAGUCUGGAACGAGGGCAGUUUCCAAUGUCUGCAGUGUUAUGUAG